GAGGGGGAAAAUUCGAUUCAUUUACCUUCUUGUUCUCCGUUCUCCAAUGCGAGAGUUUCUCUUUUCUUCCAGUUCCACUUCCACUAUUUCUUCUUCACUUUCCGGGUCAUCUGCAGGUGUAGGUCAUGGAUUGCCUUUUCUGCAUCUGAAUGCACAAACGUGGGACGUGAAUUUGCGUCAGUUCAUCCUUUCCCGUGCACUGAACCACUAGAGGUUCUCAACUUUCCGCAGGCCUGGACUUCAAAAUAAUGUUUGCCCGGCUCUCGUUCUACCCUACACUGCUGUACAAUGUGGUCAUGGAAAAAGUAUCAGCCCGACGGUGGUACGACCGCAUUGACGAAACAGUGGUCUUGGGGGCCCUGCCCUUUCAAAAUAUGACAGAACAUCUGAUAAAGGAGGAAAACGUCAAAGGGGUUGUGUCUAUGAAUGAAGAUUAUGAGCUGUGGCUUUUUUCCAACAACGGAGACACCUGGAAGAAUCACGGAGUCGAGUUUCUCCAGCUCAGCACAACUGAUAUUUUUGAGACGCCUUGCCAAGAGAAGUUGCAGCAAGGUGUUCUGUUCAUAAACAAGUUCCAAAACACAGGCGGCUCAGUAUACGUCCAUUGCAAAGCAGGCCGUACAAGAAGUGCAACUUUGGUCGGAUGUUACCUUAUGCAGAAGCAUGGCUGGAGUGCGGAAAAGGCAGUGAGUUUUAUGACUGAGAAACGACCGCACAUUUUGCUCCGCAGCAAACAAUGGGAAGCACUUCGCGUCUUCUUUGACAAAAACAAUAUUAGAUGACAGGAAGCUAAAAACAUGGAAGCAGGCGAGCACGAAGAUGUUCUUGUGGCAGAAAUUGAAGAGCCUCCUUCAAUCUGUCCCGCUUAGGGCCAUUUAUAUUACAGCGGUACUUUACUUACAGAUUGUACGCAAAAACCUACUUUUUUUCUAUAUUUUCAAAAUUUAAUAUACUUAAAAAUGAACUUUUAGGCAGGUUUAUUAUUUAGAUCUGUCGCAUCAUUUUUAAACUAGCUUGAUGAAAGUAUAUCAAAAUGGAAUUAAAACAUCAAAAUUUUUUAAGCAGUAAAAAAGGGCAGAGAGAAUUAUUGAUGAAUAAGCUUUUAUACAGUUUCGGUAAAAAAUGAAAGUCAAUUUUGGUAACACCAUUCAAAAUCAAUAAUGGAAAUUUUUCAUAUCAGAAAAAAUUGCAGUAUUAUCAUGAGAACCAGGAAUAUCUAUGAUAAAAUUUCUGCAGAAAUAAUUACUCUUGGCUAUAAUAUUUCAAGCAUGCAAUUAUUAUAUUUGUUGAUUUUUAUGAGA
Neocloeon triangulifer is the source of this 1301-nucleotide messenger RNA. It is a transcript of the gene PTPMT1, whose product is annotated as phosphatidylglycerophosphatase and protein-tyrosine phosphatase 1. Gene Ontology annotation, molecular function: phosphatidylinositol-4,5-bisphosphate 5-phosphatase activity; phosphatidylglycerophosphatase activity; protein tyrosine/serine/threonine phosphatase activity. NCBI's taxonomy places the organism in Eukaryota, Metazoa, Arthropoda, Insecta, Ephemeroptera, Baetidae. Gene Ontology annotation, biological process: protein dephosphorylation. The coding region runs from base 249 to 782 and encodes 177 amino acids. The transcript has 5 exons. The record is from RefSeq and is a predicted model, not a curated record.